This is a messenger RNA of Symbiodinium natans, 897 nucleotides long. NCBI's taxonomy places the organism in Eukaryota, Dinophyceae, Suessiales, Symbiodiniaceae. The record is from the annotation of a GenBank genome assembly.
AUGCUCUGCACCACAAUCGGAGACGUAGGGAGAUGGUCGACUCUUCCACAGUCCCUGAGAAGCCAAGAAGAACAGAUGCAGCUUGACUGGGGGAAGUUCGUGGCCGAAUGCAUGUGUGAGGAGGCUGCUAUCUUCACCAGGGAGUUGUUCGAAAUGUACGAGCGUUUUGCAGAUGCCCGUGGCUGGCAAUUCGAGGUGGAUACCAUGAACGAGGGCGUAGGCGGAGGCAUACUAUUCGCGUCUGUUCGAGUGUCUGGUGGAAGUGGUGAGGAGACGGCCCCUUACGGCUGGCUUCGCCAUGAGUCUGGUGUUCAUCGCGUUCAGCGUGUUCCCAGCACUGAGAGGAAGGGUCGCAUGCAAACCUCCAGCACAGCUGUGGUCAUCUUGCCUGUCGCCGAAAAGGAAGAUGUUGAUUUCGCAGCUGGCGAUGUCCGGAUCGAGAUCAGCAAGAAGUCCUCAGGGCCAGGUGGGCAGAGCGUCAAUGCAGCACACCAGGCAGUUCGCGCCAUCCACAUUCCCACUGGUCUUUCGGUGCUGAGUACCUCUUCCCAGUCUCAGUACGAGAACCGCGUUCGUGCUGUCGACAUGCUGCGCACAAAGCUUUUGGACAAACAGCUGUCAGCCCGAGCAGAAUUCGAGCGGACAGAGCGCAAGGAUCAAAGAGGAACUGGAGACCGCUCUGAAAAGAUCCGCACGUACAACUUCCAGCGGGAUGAGGUUGUAGACCACCGACUGCCCAAAGACGCCGGCGGGGGUGGUCAUGGUGCAACGGAUGUCGUCUUCGCAGAAGGCCUGGAGGCCAUUCUUGUGUUCCACAGGCAGCACAGAAGAAGGUCAUACUUGGACCAAGCUGUCUCGGCUAUGGAGCUGGAACUGGUGCAAAAGCAAAAGCAGUGA